Molecule: messenger RNA, 5789 nt
Organism: Bursaphelenchus xylophilus (pine wood nematode)
Lineage: Eukaryota; Metazoa; Nematoda; Chromadorea; Rhabditida; Aphelenchoididae
Source: the annotation of a GenBank genome assembly
AUGUCUGGCGAAAGUGUAGCCCUUUUAUUAAUAUUCAUUAGCACCCUUCCUACACCGCUUUAUGCCCAGUUCUGUCCUGACGGAAGUGUAAUUGGAACUCGUAAGCGAAAGGAUGUGUAGACUACUUCAUUUCAGCGUGCCCGACCGGUUCAUGCUUUCUAUCCACUAACCCCGAGUGUGUUAAGAUCGGUGGCUUGCCUUUUUGCUGUAAGAUCUAGUAAGACAAGCAAGGCGUAAAUUUAGGUCCAAGUUCCACAGCCCUCACAACAUCGACCACACCAACUACUCCCACUACACCCACGACGCCAACGACACCAACAACACCAACUACUCCUACAACACCGACAACUCCCACGACUCCUACGACUCCCACAACGCCAACAACACCGACAACUCCAACUACACCUACGACGCCAACUACACCCUCAACACCAACCACACCUACCACACAAACAACUCCCACGACACCUACGACCCCAACAACACCAACCACACCGAGCACCCCAACUACUCCCACCACACCGACAACUCCAACUACCCCGACUACACCAACGACUCCUACGACUCCCACAAUGCCCACAACACCUACCACACCAACUACUCCGACAACGCCAACUACCCCGACUACUCCCACAACACCGACCACCCCAACUACCCCUACAACACCUACAACUCCCACAACGCCUAGCACACCAACUACUCCCACAACACCGACAACCCCAAGUACCCCGACUACUCCAACGACUCCCACCACUCCAACAACCCCAAGUACUCCUACAACUCCCACAACGCCCACGACACCUACCACACCAACCACUCCCACGACUACCACAAUACCAACAACACCGACCACCCCAACUACCCCAACUACCCCUACAACGCCUAGCACACCAACCACCCCAUCUACUCCUACAACUCCCACAUCACCGACAACUCCAACUACUCCGACAACACCAACUACCCCGACUACACCAACUACCCCUACGACUCCUACAACACCAACAACCCCAACUACCCCAACAACGCCUACGACACCAACAACCCCAAGUACUCCAACCACCCCAACUACUCCUACAACCCCCACAACGCCCACGACACCUUCCACACCAACUACCCCUACAACACCGACAACUCCGACUACUCCGACAACCCCAAGUACCCCCACUACUCCAACUACUCCGACAACUCCUACAACUCCCACAACGCCCACAACACCAACUACCCCUACAACUCCUACAACCCCAACUACUCCAACAACUCCUACGACACCAACUAGUGGCGAUUGCGCUGAUCAAGUCGCCGAAUGCCCACAAAAGAGUCAACUCUGUGGUCAACCGGCAUACCUUCGGUUAAUGGCAAAACUUUGUGCGAAGACAUGCGGAUGCCCAACAACGCCGCAGCCUACUCAGCCUCAACAACAAACAACUCCAGCGUGCGGUACUGGAGUUGAUAAGGCGCCGGACUGUAAGCAGAAAAGCCAAUUGUGCUCAAUUCCAGUAAGAGGCCUGAACUUUCCGCUUCCACUUUAACAGCUGCUUUAACCUAUUACAAUUCUUUAGGCGUAUGUUAAACUGAUGAAUUCUCUAUGUCCACAAACUUGUGGAUGUGUUUCGACGACAGCAGCGCAACAAACCACCACACCGGCAGCAACCGGGUGCUCCGACCGUUUAACGGAAUGUUCUGCAAAGAAAGCUCAGUGCUCGGUGGAAGUAUGUUGAUUUGGAAUAUCGUUAAUUACAAUGUAUUUUAGUCCUAUUUCAAGCUGAUGAAGAAGGAUUGUGAGAAAACUUGUGAAUUCUGCGGUGUUAACAGUUUCCCCGGAGCAAAGCAACAAAAACAGUAAACAUGUUGUUGUAUGAAUAAGCAAGUAUACGAGAUUUGUGCGCUUUCAAAUAAAUUGCGAGGAUACUUGUUUCCGACCAACUCUCACUUGGUCUUUGGUUGAAAAGUGAAAUAUUUCAUGUUAUCCAAGCGACAACUAAUGUUAGUUACAGAUGUAGAACAACUUACUGUAGUCUUCGAAAGGUUUGUCGGCUACGAAACCAGAUUUGUUUGUGUCGUUUGUAAUCAAAAAACGACUGCGUCAACAGUCAGACAGGGAUACCAGACGUGAACAAAAAUCCAGGACGAAUUUUCGAGCAUCUGUAUUGACAAGGGAAGUACUCCAAGUGCGACGCUCAGAUUUUCUUUAAAUUUUACACACCCGUCGGAUAUGGACUAAAUAUCAAUUCCUGAUAGUUUUAGCUCGCGCUUUGCGGGCGCCGCCGAGAUAUCGAACGAUUUUUGCCGCCGAGAGAGCACGCUAAACAUGGAGAGCGGUCAGAGAGAAAAACGCUUUUUGGCCAUAACUUUGGAAGUUUCGUGCGGAAAAAUUUGAUUUUUUAUAGAAACAUUAUUCUUUACGGUAGAAAUGGGCAUGAAAUUUUCGUGCUGAAAUUCGGCAAAAGGUCCUAAAUUUUGGCCGACUUUCGAUCUAAAAAUCUCAGUUGUUUCUGCAAAGCGCGAGCUAGGAUUCUCGCAUAUAUCUUAGAAAAAAUUAUUCUAAACUUGUGCCAAGUUUCAUCCAAAUCUGAGCGUCGCACUUGGAGUACUUCCCCUGUGAAACGAAAAUGACAUUUGAUUAAACUCUUGCUCUCAAUUUUCAUAUUUGGUUUGGGUUUCGCAAUGUUGACAUAAAAUCCGAUGAUUAAAGCCUCACUUGUUUUUCAACGCCGCCUUCUUGGCGCAGUAUCAACAAAAAUAUUGUGGCCUUAUGAAGACUGUGCGUCUAAAAAUCAUUCAUGCAGAAGAGGGAGGCCCGGGGGUGUUGAUAAGAGCCAAGGCGGAAGCUCUCCGUCCUCCUCGAGGACGGUUCGAAGAGUCGCAAGAAAAAAAAAGAAACACCCAAAAACAUCCACACACACAUAAACACCGCUCCGGCCUUCGUUGUUUUUCAUGUUUCUUCGUGUUUUUCAGCCGGCAUUCAAAACAUUCGCAGAGUGAAAAACAACAUCCAAAACUGGGCGAAUUCCCCUCUCUUUCCUCUUCUUCAGAUUAUCCGACCUGUUCUCUAAACGUGUUUUCGAUUACUUUCCCACGCAAUAAGUCAGUUGGCCGGCCUCGGUCAUACUGUCAACACAUCUGGUGUUCAUGAAUAACGUUUGAUUCUAAUCAAUAGAGCAAGUCACGUCAAACUGAGACAGGCUAAGACGGUCCGGUGAAUAGGUUGGCAACUCGCCAAAAAAACUCGAGAAAACUUUUAGUCGGGGAAGAAAUGGGGAUUUUUUGGGGCGAGAGAGUACGUUUUUGUGCGUCUUUUUCUCUGACUUCUCUGUGAAAUCAAGACAAAGUGUAAAAAAACGAUAGCGAAGUGUCUAUUCCGGUCAUCGGACUCCCCAGUUUGGCGUGCAAGUGUUAUCAGAGCAGACGACUCCUUUUCGGCUUUUUUUGUUUACCUGAGACCUUUCCCAGACUGCAACACACUUUUUGUCCGGUGUCUUCAAAAUUCUUCGCAUAAAUUUUGUUUCGUAUAAUUUAAAACAGGCGCGUGGGAAAUGGGCAGGGCGCAGCUCGCGUAAUUUUAAUUUUUGUUUUUUUGCAAAAUUUAUUUUUCUUCUUGUCCGAAAAGUGGAAGAUGUGGUAUUGUACAUUGUUUUUGUUUAUCACAAGUCUUAAAUUCUUGUUAUUAUGUCCUUCUCCAUAUUAUCCAUGAGUUUUUAUUGGAUUUCCAGCGUUCUCUCUCCGUUCUCACGGUUCUCCCGUGCUUUUCCGUUUUUCGGGUUCGAAAAAACAAAUUUGACGUGGUCUUAUAAACAGUAUCCUCUAAUUGUCCAUUAAUCUUUUGUUUUUCAGGGUUUCUCGGGUUGAUGUUGGAGUAGGCAUGGACAAUGCGCAGCUUCUCGACGAAAUUCGGUACAAGUUGGCGGUGGAGCCGGAGGACUCGGUGGCAAUCUCAAUUUUAGGACCGUUGUCAAAGUGAGUGCGGGGGCUUUUGUUAUUUUUGCUGGAUUUGGGAUCUUUGACCUCGGACAGUAUGGAUCUUCGAUUUUUUCGAAAAGAAUAAUGCUGUUUAUCUGGAGUUUUUUUGUUUUUUACGUGAUUAAUGACGCAUAAAAAGUCUGUCUGUGCUGUAAUUUGUUUGUCUGAAAACGAAAAUUAUGUAGUUUGUGCAAUUUUUGAUAUUAUUCAUGGCCAUAGUUUAGUCGUCAAAAACCCGGCGGUCUCCCCAGUCGAAUCCAUCCAAAAUCCGUCCGCAACUCGCGUUAUGGCACCGAGAAUGAUUCCCGACAACGAGGAGAGAACAUGACCGUUGCUUUUCCGGUUGAAGGCAAAUUGCCGCGAAGGGAGAGGGAUAUGCGCUCGCGAUCCGCCGAAGUCCCCAGCCAGAGUGAGGAUCAGAAUGCGGAGAAGUUGAAACGCGACAAAAGCGACAGUCGAUUGUCCGAUGAAGAGGUUGAUGAGAGCUUCCAUGAAGGGGGAUAUCAGAAUAAGGGAGGGGAACAAGAGAAAUGGGUGAAAGUUGAAUAUGAACCUGAUGAAAUCGAUGCGUUGGAGUUCGACGAGAACCGGGAUGUGUUUGAAGGUUGGUCGUCUUUGAUUUUGAGGGGGUUUGCAAUGUGAUUUUGGGUAUUUUGUUUAUCAAGAGAGGCUUUAUUUUUUCACAUUGGUAUGGUAGAUGUCCUUGAUUUUGAUGGUCUAUAUCUAAUUGGGUUUUGCAAAUUUAGGCCUAAGAUUUUGAAGGUCAGAUAAGAAUGGCUUGAACUUUUUCUAUUUCAAAUUUCAGAAAAAUUGAAAAGCUUUGAAUAUGUUUUUUAAUAAGCCAAACAUUUACACCUUCUGCCUAGUACAAUAUACCCAAUUUUUUGGAAAAUUUAAUCAAAAUAACCUCCCAUUCUUUUCAGGAACCCGUGAAUACGCCAAGCAGAUGGUCUGCAAACGAAUAAAACGCACCAACGACCUCAGACAAGUCGUCAAACCUCACCUGGACCAGGAACAAGUCGACAAACUUUUCAGUCGCAAAGAAACAAACCUCGACGAAAUCCACACCCACAAUACGAGCUUAUUGUCGAAACUAAUGUCCGAAGAGCCCCCAAAGGAGAUUGAGUCAAGUCCAUUCGACGAAUUCAGUCAGUUCGAAGCCUCAAACUCAUCGGAUUCAAAAAAGAUCAAGGUCAUCUACACUUUUGGCGAGAAACAACAUGGAAUCCCCACUUAUUUGGAUAUCAAAGCCAAAUCGGAUGCGAAAAUUAAAGACUUUGUGGGCCUGUCGCUCUAUAAAUACCAGCAGAAUGGAUUUAAACCGGAAGCGUGAGCUUUUAUAAUACAUUUUAUAGAGAUUAGUUGAGGAGUCAAGUGCAAUAUAUUUUUUUGAAGGAUUGGUUUAUAAUUUGCGAUUUUUUAGGAAGCCGUCGGUGAAAUUAUACAAGCUCUACCUUGCCGAUGAUAUUUACUCAUACGACACCGAUCUACCUCCGUUGGAUGGCAACAGAUACCUCAAAGACAUUGACUUCCCAUUCCUGGCAUUGGUCGAAGAAGACGAGGAUAAACUGCAAAACGAGCCCAAUUCCUAUAGCGUUCAAGUCUAUUUUGUGGAUGGGACGUGUAUCGAUUAUGAUCUGGAUGACACUGACAUUACACUGGGAUGGCUCAAGACUGAUGCGUUGAUGAAAAGAGAGGAGAAAAGGAAGGAAGAUGGGGACAAAAGGCAUCAAGCCUUCGAUUAUAAAUGUAAGUUGGGCUUUCUGCAGACGAGACUUUACUUCCAAAUGGAAAAAUUUAUCAUCAAAGUUGGCCAAUCUGCCCAGUAUUAG